This is a messenger RNA of Aricia agestis (brown argus), 1554 nucleotides long. RefSeq lists its product as uncharacterized. NCBI's taxonomy places the organism in Eukaryota, Metazoa, Arthropoda, Insecta, Lepidoptera, Lycaenidae. The coding region runs from base 1 to 1554 and encodes 517 amino acids. The record is from RefSeq and is a predicted model, not a curated record. The transcript has 3 exons.
AUGAAUACAACUCUCGGCUCCACAUUCGAACAUCCGCCAGUUUUUGAAGAUUUAGGGAAAAUGGCUGCAAAACUAGUUUAUUACAACUACGAGUGGCGCUACCUCACUCUCGUGAUGAUCCAGGCGGCGCACAUGUUGAUUCCUCUAGAAACUUUUCUGUUGGAAUACAAGCAGUCCGUCGUCAUAAAAAUGGGAAAAUUCAUCGCCUACAACCGUCCCGUCCGCCAAUUCGUGAUUUUCGGAGAAGAUUCCAAGGAGAUAGUGGGGGUAAUACUAUGGUUAAGCGAUCGCAACUACGACAACUCUGGUAAAUAUGUCAUCGUUUGUUCGGCUACAGAUUAUGAGGACUGCGAUGAAAAAGAAGUAUUCGAAGUGCUAUCUGCGAACAAUAUUGUAAAUGUUCUGUUUUUGAGGGCCGAUACCGAUAAUAGCAGCUUAACGUUUUCCUACGAAAAAAUAAUUCCUGGGGAGUGUAAAAAUAAAGUACCGGACGUAAUCGAAGACGUGCAUGUAGGCUGCUCUAACGACAACUGUUUUAAAUCCAAAUUCCUCCCACAAUAUAAGAAUUUCUACAAAUGCCCCCUCGUGGUCUCGACUUUCGAACAACCUCCUUUUAUGCACAUAGACGAAGACAAAAAACAUAUAUCCGGGGAAGACGGAAGCCUAGUGAACCUAAUGACGAGCUUUUUAAAUGCUUCUCUCGUCGUGAAAAUACCAGAGUUCGGCAACUGGGGUCGGUAUGAAAAUAACAACUGGACGGGAUUACCGAUCCUACAGUUUCCGUCCAACAGGCACUUCCUAGGGAUCGUCUGCACCUGGAUCUGGUUCUGCUUCAUCAUGAGGAGCUGCUACCAGGCGGCACUGAUGAACAGCUUAAAACGCCACGACCACGAGGAUUACCUCCCGAAUUUCGACAAAGUGCUGCACAAUAAGUACCCGUUCGGCGGUCACGGCUCACUCCGGGAGUACUACGCGGACGACGACUACAUCUACAACAACUGGGUUAAUUUGGAAUUGAAGGAGGUGUAUGAAAAAUUGGUCGAGAUCUCCCACGGCGCUUCCGAUUUCGUGGUGGCGGAUAACAAGGAGUUCGUCAAGGAUUACAUAUUCAAGAGCAACGGGUCGCAAAACCUACAGAUUAUACCGGAAAAGAUCGUGAACAGCCCGACGGUUAUGUACCUCAAGCGGCACUCUCCCCUAGCGGCUCGCGUGAACGAGAUCCUGAGCCGGUCGGUUGAGGCGGGCCUCACGCAGGUUGUACAGAAGCGCUACGCCGUCUACAUGAACUAUUUCUUCAAGCACUUGGACGAACAGAAGACGCUACCGAUCACGCUUGAGCACAUAACGGCUUUGGUUUCCCAUUCAAAAAUAGAUGGGUUUUCCUUCAGCAGCCUUGCAUCUACUGGACAGUACAUGAUGAUGUUGCCGACUGUGCACGGUUGCUCGCAACAUUCGCUCGCGACUUGUCGCCUCAAUCGUCGCCAUUUUUUUUCUACUACGGUGUUUUUAAGAUCUUUGGGAAUUAAUUUAUCUGAAACAAAUAUACAUAAUUAA